Molecule: messenger RNA, 3284 nt
Organism: Pyrus x bretschneideri (Chinese white pear)
Lineage: Eukaryota; Viridiplantae; Streptophyta; Magnoliopsida; Rosales; Rosaceae
Product: DExH-box ATP-dependent RNA helicase DExH8
Exons: 14
Coding region: 96-3140 (1014 amino acids)
Biological process (GO): maturation of SSU-rRNA from tricistronic rRNA transcript (SSU-rRNA, 5.8S rRNA, LSU-rRNA)
Cellular component (GO): nucleolus; intracellular anatomical structure
Molecular function (GO): RNA binding; metal ion binding; ATP binding
Source: RefSeq, a predicted model, not a curated record
AGACUUAAUCGCCUGCUCGUCGACUCAUUUGCUCAGUCCUUUCCCUUUCUUUUCGCUAACCAGAGAGAAAACGACAUCGUUCUGAACUUCGUACAAUGGCGUCACCUCCGUCCCCGACGUCGUCGGUCGGCAGCUCCUCGUCGUCGUCGUUUGCCAACUCCAAAUUCUCGUCUCUACCCGUAAUGGCGCUCCGGGAGAAGAUCGUCGAGAAAAUCCUUGAUAAUCGCGUCACUCUCAUCGUUGGCGAGACCGGUUGCGGGAAAAGCUCGCAAGUUCCUCAGUUUCUUCUGGAAGCGAAUUUGAAGCCAAUUAUAUGCACACAGCCCAGGAGAUUUGCAGUCGUUGCUGUUGCGAAAAUGGUUGCGAAAGCUCGGAAUUGCGAGCUUGGUGGAGAGGUUGGAUAUCACAUUGGCCAUUCAAAGCACUUAUCGCCAAGGUCUUCGAUUGUUUUUAAAACUGCUGGAGUUUUAUUGGAUGAAAUGCGAGAUAAGGGGAUGCAUGCACUUGAUUACAAGGUCAUUGUUCUUGAUGAAGUGCAUGAAAGAUCUGUUGAAUCCGAUCUUGUUCUUGUUUGUGUUAAGCAGUUUCUGACGAGGAACAACAACUUGAGGGUUGUGUUGAUGUCUGCAACUGCUGAUAUUGCGAGAUACAGGGAUUACUUUAAGGAUCUUGGCAGGGGUGAGCGAGUGGAAGUGCUUGCAAUCCCUUCCACCGGCCAAAAUACCAUUUUUCAGAAAAGGGUUUCUUAUCUUGAAGAGGUCACCGAACUUCUCAACAUCGACUCAGAGUUGAUUCCUUCAAAAUAUUGUCCAGGUGCAAGUCCUAAAAUGGCUCAAGCUGAUAUUAAGCCUGAAGUGCACCAACUUAUCCAUCGUUUGGUGUUGCAUAUUCACGACCAUGAGCCAGACAUUGAGAAGAGCAUUUUGAUUUUUCUUCCUACAUACUAUGCACUGGAGCAGCAAUGGUUCCUUCUGAAGACGUUUAGUUCAUCUUUUAAAGUUCAUAUUUUACAUAGCAGCAUUGACACUGAACAAGCUCUCAUGAGUAUGAAGAUAUGGAAAACCCAUCGUAAAGUGAUACUGGCUACCAAUAUUGCAGAAUCAUCAGUAACAAUACCCAAGGUGGCCUAUGUUAUUGAUUCAUGCCGAUCUUUACAAGUCUUCUGGAACAGUUUUCAGAAGAAGGAAGCUGCAAAGCUUGUUUGGGUUUCUCGUUCUCAGGCUGAGCAGCGUAAAGGAAGAACUGGUCGAACUUGUGAUGGCCAGAUUUAUCGGUUGGUUACUAGACCAUUUUUCAACCUGAUUGAUGAUUACGAGGGUCCGUCUAUACUGAGGUUAUCAUUGAGGCUGCAAGUGCUUCAGAUAUGCUGUGCUGAAUCUAAAGCCAUUAAUGAUCCCAAAGGCUUAUUGCUGAAGGCUCUAGAUCCACCAUAUCCUGAAGUUGUUGAAGAUGCAUUGGAAUUGCUUGUUCAAAUGAAAGCAUUGGAGAAAACAUUUCAAAGGGGCCGGUAUGAGCCUACAUUUUAUGGGCGCUUGCUUGCCAGUUUCUCCUUGUCUUUUGAUGCUUCUCUGCUUGUACUCAAGUUUGGAGAUAUUGGAAUGCUACGCGAAGGAAUUAUUCUGGGAAUAUUAAUGGAUACGCAGCCUUUACCUAUUGUUCGUCCUUUUGGAGAUGAAAUUUUGUGUUCAGAAUAUGCUGACAGCUACUUUUGUGGAGCUGAGAACAAUACUGCCCUAAGGGGUAGGAAGGAGACUAUAUUCAUGGCAAAUUUGUGUGCAUUUCAAUUUUGGCAACGCGUUUUCAAGGAUAAGCAACGUGUGGAGCAAUUGAAGCAACUAAUUUUUGAUGAGACAACAGCAACUACUGUACUGCUUCCAAAGGUUGAAGAAGAUUGGUGCUUUUUGCAUAAUCUUGUGCAGUCGUCACUAAAACAUGUAUCUGAAAUAUAUGAAGAUAUACUAGAUUCAGUGCACCGGUUUCGGCCCAAAUUUUUGUCUACAUCUAAUGGACUUCCAUCCUACUAUGACCCUUAUGAAUUUGAGCAUACGUGCCUCCUUGCAUAUCAAGAACCAAAAGAAGCUACGGAUGCCCUUUCUUCAGCUGAUCAGCACCUUGAGCCAUCUGGUGAAACAAAGAAAUGUAUUUCUGUACCUUUUGUUGCUCCAGAUACCUUCCGAAACAAUGACGUGGCUGAAAAGUUGGCAACAAUAAACAAACAGAUACGAGUUCAGUAUACAGAAGAUGUAUCUGCUAAUCAGGUUUUGGAUGCUGAUGAGCCUCCUAUAUGUAUAUAUUUUAUCAAUGGGAGCUGCAGAAAUGGCAGUCAAUGCCAGUUUUCUCAUUCACUUGGAGCAAGGAGACCCCCAUGCAAAUUUUUCUCUUCGCCACAGGGUUGUCGAUAUGGAGACAAUUGCUUAUUUUCUCAUGAUGAGGGUCCACCAAUUCCAUCACCUAGCUCAACUCUAUGCAUACCAGAAGGUGGUGAAGCCGAAGCUACAUCACUUCUACAGUUGUUUCCGACUUCAGAUGGAUGCAUUCUCGUAUUGGAUGACACCAAUCUAGAAUUUUCCUCAAAUUUAGCUAAAUUUUGUGAUCCAUCGAAAGUAGUAUCCACCACCAGUUUGUCGGAUACAACCAUAUUUGACCCAUCACUGACCGGUGUCAAAAUUUUGUGGGGGCUGCAGCACCCAUAUGAGACAAUUGUGUCCAAAGGAGGAGAGAACCAGAUUCCAUGGAACGAAGUUAAGUGCGUGCUAUGGUUUCCUGAUUUUGAUAAAUACAGUGAGAAUCUGGACAGACAGAAGAUUCUCUUGCAGAAUUUCUUCGAGUAUCUUGCCAUCCGAAUGUUAGCUGAUGCCUUGUACAAAGUUCGAGUUGUACUCACUAUGAACAACAUCAGGUUUUCUCAGCUACAGGUUGAAAAGUUUGGCAGGGAAAGCUUCUUUUUCCUGUCAGAGUCAUUUCCAUUCGAUCACCACAGCUUCGGGGAGUUGCCAGACAAAAUCACGACAAAGAAGCCGAUGGUGGUUUCGAGGCCAAUUUCAUAUGUUUUCGACUUUCACAAGCCUUCGAACUUUCAGUUUGGCAACAAUGCAACCGGAGUUCGCAGUUAUGCUCAUUACAUCCAGGAAAAUUACUGAAAGUUGUUAACUAGUUGCUAAGGUUUUGAAAUCGGAUUGCGAAUUUUACCCUUUCUAGACUCAUCGAAUGUUCUGUCUUUUUCUUCCUGUCAGAGUCGUUUCCAUUGAAAUAUUGGCUGAAGUGAAUUUGUUGUUUUUGUAGUA